CGGUCCUUUUACCAGCCGCGACGUUGCACUCCCACUCGUGGACCAUCCCUCCCUCUGCAGCAAGCAUGAUCCUUCCGACCUCACCAUUCGUCGGAACAGCCAGGCAUCUCGCUCCGGGCUGUGCCAUCCUGGUUCGAUAUGGAGCAUGCAUGGGCGAUUACCCAUCGUCUGGGUGGCCACACUGUCAGCCCUUCGUUCCCGCGGAGGGAUUCAUCGUCGUGGUCGUGGAGCCACUGCAGCCAGACGGAGCUGGUGGGCUUCAGGUACAUAAGCUGAGUGAGAGUCCCGUCCCAUAGGUAAAUCUAUUUCGGGAUUUGCGCCAUUCUUUCUCUUCUUUCGAGUCAACGCGUUGUCGGGUUUUUGCAGAGUAUAUGCUCUGGAUAGAUACUGUUUCUAUACUUUUUAUUCCAUCGGUCUGAGAUACGACUUGAAGCGCGAGGUGCUGUAUAUAUCUUAUUUGGAAUUCGUGGCAAGGCUCCAGCAGAGGUAGCGCGGGGGAGCGCAUCGCAUUGCGACAGAGAACACGCAACCGCCGUAAGCCCAGCCCAACGACGACAUUUAUUGAUCGCAAAACGGCGACGAGUUUCUCCAAAGCGACAGGGGGAUUGAGCUAUUGAACAAACUUUCGAAGAGGGCGCGAGUUUGCGACUCAGCAGUCGAAAUCUAUACAUGCGCCAAGACCACCCACCUUCAAUGCCGAGAUGACGGAUGUGAGCUUCUAGAACGACGUGUCCCGAAAUUACCAUCCAAUACCUUCUGCAUACGAUACGAAUAGUGCCGGCGCAAGCGAUUCAUUGCAAUUAGCUCUCAUUCCAAUUAAUCAUGGUUGCGCCCACUGGAGUUCCAAAGCAGCCAGCUGCGAUACUAGCGAUGCGGGAUAUGACCUUUACAAAAGCGCCAUUAUACAAAAGGACUGACGAAUGUCCACAAAACUAUGCGCUGUGCCCGUCAUCAUUAAGUGGCGGAUGCUGUCCCAGUGACCACUCUUGCGGAACCAGCAGUUGCUAUGCGACAACACCUACCCCGCUAUCUAUUUGCACACAGCUUGGAUAUCAGGAGUGUAGGCUCGUUGACGGCGGUGGAUGUUGUCUGCCAGGUUACGCAUGUGCGAGCAAUAGCUGCAUUCCGACCACGAGCUCGACAAUAAGCACGCCUUGCGAUGCAUCAUCUACUCACUGCCCCGCCGCCUUCGGUGGCUGCUGCCAUAGUACCUAUGCCUGCGGCCAGGGAUACUGUUACGCGACAGCACUUUCCACAGUCAAAGUAACGGUCGUGACAACGAAGACGGAUUCAAAGGGCCAUGUUGCAACAGUUAAUACCGUCAUCAGUACCGCAUAUAUGCCUUCAACUCAACCCACAUUGGGGCCUAGUCCAGUAGCAACAGCAGCAGUCCCCAGAUUCACGCCAACUACAAUUCCAAUCGCCAAGGUAGCGUCGACACCAAGUUCAUCAUCCGGUCUCUCAAAAGGUGCUCUCGCCGGCAUCGUAGUGGGGGUAGUUGUAAUCCUCAUCGCCAUCAUCGCAACAGGCUGGUGUGUGCUGCGGCGCAUCAACGCCGUAGCCAAACAAUCCGAAGGCCACCGCACCUCCGGCUCCGGCUCAAACCGCACGCCCAUGUCCAAGAACCGUGGCCCUAACGGCGGCAACAGCGGCGCCCCGGGCUCGGGUCCAACAAAUGUCGACUUCGAUAAUAUGUCCAUCGACCCCCUAAUGAUGACUUCCUCCGGCGCCGCAACCCCCCACCUCUCGCGCCCUACCCCAACACACAACUCAAGCUACGACACACAGAUCACUCAAGCUCCCGCAAUCUCCCCACCCAUCCCCAGCCCCUACGCCUCGCCACCCCUAGGAAACACGCAGGGCGGCGGCUACCAAGCCGUCCCCCUAGGAGACGCGCAAUACUUCGACACACGCCACCACUCCGGCCAAGGCAGUCCCAGCAAUAUCUCGCCCUACUCACCCGGGUACCCUACCUCAGCAUCCUGGGGCGAGCCAGUCCCAGACCCAGCGAUACGGGACCAAAACCUCCGCUUUGGAAGGAUCAGCAAUCCGUCGCCGGGAGGGAAUAGGCAUUGGUCGCAGAUUAGCGAUGUCAGUGCCCUCUCAGCGGGAAGCGGGCCGGGGAUCGGGAUCGCGGAGUUGGAUCAGCGGAGUGGGUUGGUGGAGAUGUCUGAGCAGGAGUCAUCUGCUGCUGCAGGCGUGGUUGCUGGUAGCAGCGCAGCGAACCGCUCCAGCGUAGACAGCCACAAAAAGACCAAAAGUUUCGAAUUCAUCGCCCACCGCCGCAAACGCAGCAGCGCCGGCUCGGGGAUGUCGCAACUCCUCACGCCCCCCCUUCCGGGGGGGCAGAGCCCGAUUUUGGAGAAUGAAGCUGCUGAGACCGAGGCGGAGGUGGGGGCCGGGGCGGAGUGGGAGAGGAGACAUCGCGCUACGAGGAGUGAGGAGGCGGGGGAGAGUGGGCAGAUCGUGUAUGCGCAUCAGGCGGAACGGAACAGUUUGCCUACGCCGGUGGUGGCCAGGGGGGGUGGGGUGGGGGAUGGGGGGUUGCCGUCGCCGGUUGGGGGGGUGAGUAGGAAGCCGGUGGGCGGUGGGGGGGUGUAG
Molecule: messenger RNA, 2601 nt
Organism: Pseudogymnoascus verrucosus
Lineage: Eukaryota; Fungi; Ascomycota; Leotiomycetes; Thelebolales; Thelebolaceae
Exons: 2
Coding region: 823-2601 (592 amino acids)
Source: RefSeq, a predicted model, not a curated record